AUGGAGCAGAAAUCACCCAAGGAUGAGGGCACCGGCAAGGGACAGGAGUCCUACCAGCGCAGGAUCUGGAAGAAUUUCCAGGGGAAGAAAACCAAGCCGUGGCUGAGUCCGAAGGUGGGCUCGGAGCGGCGCGGCGCAGGGGGCGCGGAGGGCAGCAAGAAGGAAUCGGGGCUGUGGAUGUUCAAGAGGAAAAAGAAACAGUUCGACCGGGUGUUCUCGUCGUCGCAGCCCAACCUGUCCAGCUCUCCGCCGGCCUCCUUCGAAGGGGAGACGAGGUCCGGUGGCGGCGGCGGCGGCGACGCGGUGCCCGGCACCAGCAGCGCGCACGGCCGCCCCCUGCUGCGACCCCUCGGCGCAGCCUCCGGAGCCACGGGCAGCAAGCCGGAGCUCACCACGCACGGGAGCCCCACGCACGCCGUGUCCCAGCUCAUCACGUCCCAGCAGAAGAGCUCCUCUCUGGGCUCGGCGUGCUUCGAGACCCUGGUGGUGGAGCCGGCCUCGGAGCUGCAUGGAGAGGAGGAGGAGGAGAAGCUGCGUAAAGACGCGAGCGAUUCCGGCAUCAGCAUACUGGGACCCAGUAAUGCAGAACCCCCGCCUCGUCCUCCAAGUCCAGCCAUGUACCAGGUGGAUAUCGUCCUGAAGAAAGGGAACAACCUGGCCAUCCGAGAUCGGACAGGGACCAGUGACCCGUAUGUGAAGUUCAAGAUUGCAGGGAAGGAGGUGUUCAGGAGUAAAACUAUCCACAAGAACCUGAACCCGGUGUGGGACGAGCGAGUGACCCUACACGUGGAAACCCUGAAGGACCCGCUCUAUGUUAAGGUUUUUGACUAUGACUUUGGAUUCCAGGAUGAUUUCAUGGGCUCAGCGUAUCUCCACCUGGAGUCACUGGAACAUCAGAGGACCCAGGAUGUGACGCUGGACCUGAAGGACCCACAGUUCCCUGAACACAACCUGGGCAUCCUGGAUCUUUCUGUCACUCUGUCACCGAAGGAGGGAGACAUCAGGGACGCUACCAUGCUUUUGAGAAGGAACUGGAAACGAUCUAGUAAGUAUCAGAGUAUGCGUCUGUCAGAUGUGCACAGAAAGUCCCAGCUGUGGCGAGGUAUAGUCAGCAUCAGUCUGAUAGAAGGUCGCGGCCUGCAGCCCAUGGACGCCAACGGCCUCAGUGACCCUUAUGUCAAAUUCAGGAUGGGGCACCAGAAGUACAAGAGCAAGACAAUUCCCAAAACGCUGAACCCCCAGUGGAGGGAGCAGUUUGAUUUCCACCUGUAUGAGGAGCAGGGAGGUUUUGUAGACAUCACAGUGUGGGACAAAGAUGCUGGCAAGAAGGAUGACUUCAUGGGAAGGUGUACCAUUGACCUGUCGCAGCUCAGUAAAGAGCAGACACACAAGCUGGACCUGCCGCUGGAGGAAAACGAAGGCGUGAUGGUGCUACUGGUUACACUCACUGCCUCUGCUGCCGUUUCCAUCUCAGACCUGUCAAUCAACAUACUGGACGACCCGAACGAGAGACACCAGAUCAUGCAGAGAUAUAGCCUGUGGAGGUCGCUGCACAACCUGAAAGAUGUCGGCGUGGUGCAGGUAAAGGUCAUCAGGGCGGAGGGACUGAUGGCGGCAGAUGUCACAGGUAAGAGUGACCCGUUCUGUGUGGUGGAGCUGAGUAACGAUCGGCUGCAGACUCACACCGUCUACAAAAACCUCAACCCAGAGUGGAACAAGGUCUUCACUUUUAACGUGAAGGACGUCCACUCGGUACUCGAGGUCAGUGUUUACGACGAGGACCGAGACAGAAGUGCAGAUUUCCUGGGGAGAGUGGCUAUUCCUCUACUACAUAUCCAAAAUGGAGAACGCAAAGCCUACGCCUUGAAAAGCAAGGAGCUGACAGGGCCAACAAAAGGGGUCAUCUUCCUCGAAAUAGACGUGAUAUUUAAUGCUGUGAAGGCUGGUCUCAGGACGCUGAUCCCCAUCGAGCAGAAGUACAUCGAGGAGGAGCCCAGAGUGUCCAAGCAGCUGCUGUUACGCAACUUUAACAGAGUCAGACGCUGCAUCAUGUUCCUCAUCAAUACUGGCUGCUACAUCAACAGCUGCUUCGAAUGGGACUCACCACAGAGGAGCAUCUGUGCUUUCUUGUUUUUCGUGAUCCUCGUUUGGAACUUCGAGCUCUACAUGAUCCCGCUGGCAUUGAUGCUGCCGUUGGCCUGGAACUACAUCCUCAUCGCGUCGGGGAAGGACACCAGGCAAGAUGUGCAAGCGAUGGAGGACCUGCUGGACGACGAGGAUGAGGAUUUUGACAAAGAUGACAAGGACCCUAAACCCGGCCCCUGGGAGGAUGGCUGUGAUAAAAACCAUAUCCUCGAGGAUAUGUUGGCUUCCUGGCACUUUGAGUGGAUACGAACGAUGGUGGACUCGGAGAGAAAGGGCUUCAUGAACAAGAUUUAUGCCAUUCAGGACGUGUGCAUCAGCGUGCAGAAUGCGCUGGAUGAAGUGGCCUCCUAUGGCGAGAGGAUAAAGAACACAUUUAACUGGACUGUGCCUUUCUUAAGCUGGCUGGCCAUUGUGGCUCUCGGAUUGGCCACCACCAUCAUUUACUUCAUCCCUCUACGAUACAUCGUGUUGGCCUGGGGGGUGAACAAAUUCACCAAGAAGCUGCGAGACCCUUACACCAUUGACAACAACGAGCUGCUGGACUUUCUGUCCAGAAUGCCCUCAGAUGUACAAGUGGUGCAGUACCGAGAGCUGAAACUGGAUCCCAGUCCCAGUCCAAAUAAAAGGAAGAAAAACAACCCCGGGUAG
Limanda limanda (common dab) is the source of this 2793-nucleotide messenger RNA. Its product is annotated as multiple C2 and transmembrane domain-containing protein 1-like. The transcript is spliced from 22 exons. Bases 1 to 2793 code for a protein of 930 amino acids. Gene Ontology annotation, molecular function: calcium ion binding. Lineage: Eukaryota; Metazoa; Chordata; Actinopteri; Pleuronectiformes; Pleuronectidae. Gene Ontology annotation, cellular component: synaptic vesicle membrane. The record is from RefSeq and is a predicted model, not a curated record. Gene Ontology annotation, biological process: regulation of neurotransmitter secretion.